This is a messenger RNA of Aspergillus niger, 657 nucleotides long. RefSeq lists its product as uncharacterized. Lineage: Eukaryota; Fungi; Ascomycota; Eurotiomycetes; Eurotiales; Aspergillaceae. The transcript is spliced from 4 exons. The coding region runs from base 1 to 657 and encodes 218 amino acids. Gene Ontology annotation, biological process: regulation of transcription by RNA polymerase II. Gene Ontology annotation, cellular component: CCAAT-binding factor complex; nucleus. Gene Ontology annotation, molecular function: DNA-binding transcription activator activity, RNA polymerase II-specific; RNA polymerase II cis-regulatory region sequence-specific DNA binding; protein heterodimerization activity. The record is from RefSeq and is a predicted model, not a curated record.
AUGUCGUCGACCUCUCCCUCGAAGGAACCGGAGGUGGAACCCGAAGUUCAAUCGGGUGAAGACCAGGAACAAAUGGAUAAGGAACAACAAGACACUCAGGCGCAGGGUCAGGGAGAGUUCGAGGUGAAGGAGCAGGAUAGAUGGCUACCAAUUGCAAAUGUGGCCCGCAUCAUGAAGCUGGCUUUGCCUGAAAAUGCCAAAAUCGCAAAGGAGGCCAAGGAGUGUAUGCAAGAGUGUGUGAGCGAGUUUAUCUCAUUCAUCACUAGCGAAGCCUCCGAGAAAUGCCAGCAAGAAAAGCGCAAGACCGUUAACGGGGAGGACAUUCUAUUCGCCAUGACCUCCCUCGGCUUUGAAAACUAUGCAGAGGCCCUUAAGAUUUACCUGUCCAAGUAUCGCGAGACCCAAUCCGCCAGAGGCGAGCACCAGAACCGUCCAACAAGCAGUGGAUAUGGUGCUGGCGCGCCCGUAGGGGCCCCGGGACCUGCCGGUCCUGGUGGCCGUCCAAUGGCACCAGGUGCAGGGUUUCCUGAUGCUGCUGACAGCGCCAACAAUAUCAUGAACCAAAGCUUGGACCCGUCUGAGCAGGACACUUCCGCUUAUGGCUACCCCCCGAUGGUCGGCCAGCCGCACAACGGCACCGCUGGUGAAUCUUAUUAG